This is a messenger RNA of Ixodes scapularis (black-legged tick), 513 nucleotides long. RefSeq names its product sulfotransferase 2B1-like. The transcript has a single exon. Gene Ontology annotation, molecular function: sulfotransferase activity. The coding region runs from base 1 to 513 and encodes 170 amino acids. Gene Ontology annotation, cellular component: cytoplasm. The record is from RefSeq and is a predicted model, not a curated record. Gene Ontology annotation, biological process: sulfation. NCBI's taxonomy places the organism in Eukaryota, Metazoa, Arthropoda, Arachnida, Ixodida, Ixodidae.
AUGCAGAGCGACAAGGACACCAGGAAACAUCGUCAAGCUUACAGGAUGCUUCAAGGCCUAUUCCUGAGCUACUGUUUUGAUGACGGUUGCGUUCGCUCGGCGCUUUCCUACGAAGCGCAACCAGAGGACGUGUUCGUCGUGACCUAUCCGAAGCGUGGGACAACCUGGCUCCAAUACAUUCUGUGCGCCAUCUUCAACGACAGAGUUCCCCCCGUGAACAGUCAAGACUUCUGGUCGAAGAUGCCCUUUUUGGAGGCUUGCGGACACAUUGGCAGAACUCCCAGACCGAUCGCCAUUAAGACGCACCUUCCUUUCCCGAAACAACCAUAUUCGAAGCAGGCCAAGUACCUGUAUCUCGCGAGGAAUCCUUACGAUUGCUGCGUCUCCUGUCUCUACGCUAUCAAAGUCGCGCCUGCCUACGCCUUGGAGGAGGGAACCUUCGAGGAGUUCUUGGACAUGUUUCUAGAAGGGAAGGUAGAGUUCGGUGACUACUUUGAGAGCCUCCGCUCUUAG